Messenger RNA from Pisolithus orientalis, 369 nucleotides. Its product is annotated as SOH1-domain-containing protein. The transcript is spliced from 2 exons. Lineage: Eukaryota; Fungi; Basidiomycota; Agaricomycetes; Boletales; Pisolithaceae. The record is from RefSeq and is a predicted model, not a curated record. Bases 1 to 369 code for a protein of 122 amino acids. Gene Ontology annotation, cellular component: mediator complex; core mediator complex. Gene Ontology annotation, biological process: regulation of transcription by RNA polymerase II. Gene Ontology annotation, molecular function: transcription coregulator activity.
AUGUCCACUGCCGACGAUGCCAAUACACAAGAUGCACGCGCGGAAAACAGGGAGCGGUUUGAGCUUGAGUUAGAAUUUGUUCAGUCCCUCGCAAAUCCCUACUACCUGCAAUCGCUCGCUCAGCAGAAUAUUCUUGACCAACCAGCCUUCGCCAACUUCAUCGAGUAUUUGCAGUAUUGGAGAGAAAAGGAUUAUGCCAGGUUUAUACACUACCCCCACGCGCUGCACCAUCUAGAGCUGCUCCAACAUGGUCGAUUCAGAGCGGAAAUUAAGAAGGACGGAUGGAGGGAGUACCUCAAUCAAAAGCAGUUCGACCACUGGCGUACAUGGUACCAUGAUUGUGCUUCAGUACUGUAUCGACGCAACUGA